Molecule: messenger RNA, 259 nt
Organism: Aphanomyces astaci
Lineage: Eukaryota; Oomycota; Saprolegniomycetes; Saprolegniales; Verrucalvaceae
Exons: 1
Source: RefSeq, a predicted model, not a curated record
AUGGUGCAGGCCAUGGAUGCAUUUUCACCACCUACCAACGGGACAUGUGAGACGAAUUCCGACGACAUGGAGGUUGAAAUCCUCGAUUUGACCUCUCCGGUGACCGAAAUGGACGAUCUUGGCUUCAACCCGUUUUCGGCGGGUCGCGACGCCACCUCCACCGUUCCUGCUUCGCCGCCUAUGGUGCGUGAACAUACCAUCUCCCCGGGUCCCAUGGUACCUGUCGGUGUGCCAAACGGCACCUCGAACGGCGCCACGG